GUGUGGUGUGUGUGUGUGUGUGUGUGUGUGUGUGAUGCGAGAUGGUAGGCUGAGACGAAACAGCGGCUGACUCAGUGGAACUGUAGAAGCUGCGCGCGAUAGAUUCACUCUUCACUGCAGCGCUCACUGAAACACACACACACACACACACUCUCUCUCUCACACACACACACACACACACAUCCAAACACUCUCUCUCUCUCUCUCUCUCUCUCUCUCUCUCUGACAUCAUGCCUGGAACACACACUCCUCGGGCAGCGAGCGGAGCAGAUGAACACACCACACACGGUCCACACGUGGCGCAGAGCCGUCACUGAGACACGGUCCAGACUCUCGCAUCCGGACUUCCGAGGAGAUAAAGGGAUUAGCGUUGUCUCCCUUGGAGGAAAAAAAAAAGAAGAGAAGGAACAACAGAAGACGCUUUCAUCUGACGGAUAACGUGCUGCUGAUGAUGGAGGGAUGAUGGAGAGAUGAUGGGAAUCUCUCGCUCUUCUACAGCACACUCGGGAUUUUAAGCUGAAUGAGACGCAGCGCAUCCAGACAUCUGCAGGAACUCCACUUGUUUUAGUCUGAGUGUGUGUGUGAGAGUGUGUGUGUGUCUGUGUGUGAGAGUGUGUGUGUGUGUGAGUGAGUGUGUGUGUGUGUGAGUGUGCGUGUGUGUGUACACGUUCCCACAUGGCGUGCUACUACAUCGUGAUCAGCUCCACACACCUCAGCAACGGACACUUCCGCAACAUCAAAGGAGUUUUCAGAGGACCGCUGUGCAGAAACGGCAACUUGGAUUAUGCGGAAAAGGAGAAGACUUUGGCUAAAGCUCUGGAGGACCUGAAGGCUAAUUUCUACUGCCAGCUGUGUGAUAAACAAUACUACAAACAUCAGGAGUUUGACAAUCACAUUAACUCAUAUGACCAUGCGCACAAACAGAGGCUGAAGGAGCUAAAACAGAGGGAAUUUGCCCGCAAUGUGGCCUCCAAACUAAGGAAGGAUGAGCAGAAGCAGGAACGAGCGCUUCGGCGGCUACACAAAUUGGCUGAACAGAGGAGAGAGGUUCAAUGUAGUGCUCCAGGAAGUGGCCCGAUGUUUAAAUCCACCACCGUGGCAGUGGAAAACUUCAAUAAAUCCUGCUUCAUGGAUAAAGAGGAAAACCAGAACAUUGCAGAACAGGAGACAGAAUCUCAAAUCCCAUGGCCAUAUCGAGGAAAAGCAAAGAAACAAACUCUCCGUCGCAAGAUCGCUUUCUCCUUUUCCUUUCCAAAGAGAGCAUCGCUGAAGCUGGAGUCUUCAGCUGCAGUCUUUUGUGAAAGUACCGAGGAGAAGAAGCUGAUUAAAUAUGAUACAGAGGUUAUGACACAUCAAAAGAGUGACACCAAAAGUUCUCUGAAUGAUGCAAUGCCUGCCUCAGACCUGUGCGCUUUCCUCGUUUACUCAGAGGACAGAUCAGUGUCUCCAAUUAGCCACUUUCCAACUGUUCCUGGAAGCUCGGACCUCAGUCUGGACUCGGAGGAGAGCAAUAUACCUGAAAAUAAAGAAGAUAGUGGUCAGGAAGAGAGCACCACAAGUGAUGCUCCUCAACCAACAUCAUGUGAUGUCAAUUCAUUUCAAAGCCAAGAAAAAGACAAUGCUUGUCUCAGAAGACCGAGCCAACCUUUCAUCUCUGUUGUGGGUCGAGAUGGUAAAACUAUCUUCCAAUGGCCUUCAGAAAUGGUGUGCUUCACAAAAACAGAGCCGUCCAUCUCGUUUAGCUGCAACCCUCUCCAUUUUGAUUUCAGAGGUUCCCAGUUCAGGAAGUCUCCUGAUGACUUUCAGAACAAAAAUGACCAAGAAUUGUCUUUCAUUUCUGAAAAAAGCCAAAAAACAUCCUCCCCUUCCUGUGAGAUAUCCACAGAGGAGGCCACAUGUAGAGUGGAAAGAAAUAUCCGAAAGUGCCACCUGUAUUCUAGCAACACACGGAGAAAAUGCAAGCGUUUGAAAAAUUGGGCUCAGAGCGGUAAGAGAGCAGAGGACAAAUUACAAGGCAGAGAUCGACGCCAUUACAGGAGUCAGCACAAAAAGAGGCACAAGAGAAGAAGUAGGUGGGAGGAGGAGGAUCACAGUGAGCCGGAGCAGAGUGCAAACAUGAAAAAAUGGACUAAACUCCACAAACGAGAAGGAUUUGAAAGCCAACUUAGAGGUUGCGUUGCACAGCAAGAGCAGCCAUUAGAGAAGUCAAAGCAAUCAGCUCAGAAUCAGGCAGAGAAUAACAGCGUUGUUUCCUCAGCAGGAGGCUCUGUCGAAGCUGAAAAGGUACUUGAUAACAGCAGGGGAAUGGUAGAUGUCCCUGCUUUAGGGCAGACAAUGAUCACACAAAAUGACUCACACCGUCUCAGUGUGAUUCCUUCUGAUCGUGAAACAUCAGCCUCAGAUCACAGCAGCCUAACUAUACCAAAGAAACGACAAAGAGACUCCCAGAGCAAAGAGGUUAAUGUUUCGUCAGAUCUUACACAGUGUGGUGUGACUGAGGAGCUAGAUGAAGAAGAAGAUGUUUUGUGUCUAAAUCAUGGACGAAAAAGACAAAAAUUGGACCAAAGUCCUACCACACAUCUCCCUGAUGAACAUCCUGUUUUUGUUUUAAAUGGAUCGGAUGGAAUGGUGGACAUGGAAUCAACAUGGAAUAUUCUCAAUUUAAAAGAUCCAGGCACAUGUGGUCCUGAAGAAGGAGAUAAUGCAGCAGGUGAAGCAUCCAUCGAUAAAAACCCCAUUUCCACCCCGGAGAUAAAUUCUCAGCCUCAACCUGAGCGAGAUCUACAGCCUAAAGACACAAAUCAGCUUCCUACAGUCCAAAAUGGUGACUCAGCAACAGAGAAGGAAUCUGAAAAUGAGUGUAAGAAGUGUGCCAUCACAUCUCGAGUCAAAGAAAAAGAGAAAGUCAGCCAUGAUAAAUCCUGCCAGCAUACUCCACCAUUGCCCGGCUUUCAACUUCUGGACGAGGAAAGGCAGAACUGCACAAUCCGGAGUCCAUUCAACCCAAUGCUGUGCUUUACGUCUCAACUCAAUGGUGUGGAGAGGCAUGGCCUUCUUCACGGCCACACCCACAAACAGGUUCUGCACCAGAAGGUGUUUUCUGCUAAGCUCAGAUCUACACUUCCCAUCUCCUCUCCUAUCCUUCACCCUGUUCACUUACCGUCUGCCAUUCCAUCCAGUUCCAUUACCGUCCUUCAGCAUCACUCCACCUUCCUGCCUGCUCAGCCUUCUCUCUUUACCCAAGUAGUGCCUGUUACCCGGCUUCCCCUUGCCCCUGAAAUCACACCCUUCAUAACCUCGUCUCAAGUUUCAAUGGUGGCUCCACCCACUAUCCACACAACAGCCGUGACAUUCCACACUUUACCCCGUCCUCAAGUCUUUCGGCCACUCCUGCACCCCCCUGCUCCUUUUCCACCCUUACUACCCCCUCAUACUACUGUCAUCCCCCUUCAGCCUCUCUUCUGAAAUUACUACAACUUGGUAAAAUAGUUAUAGUGGUAAAAUGUUACAAAGUACAUUCUGAAAUUACAUUACAAAACAGUAAUAUACAUAAAUAUACCACUGGGGGAGCAAACUAGUGUCUAUGCCAUUUUUUCUUACCAAAUGUGUUUGUGUUUAGAUGGAUAGGACAUUGCAGAUGUUAGAGCUUUUUAUUAAAGUAAUUUAGCAAUCAGUCAGGUAAAUGACAAUUCUUUCUUACCAAUGAGCCAUGGCACUGCAAGACAAGCAGCACCACUUUGUCUAGAGAUAAUUUAAAUCUUAAAUUCUUAAUUUUUAUUAGCCCAUAUGUCAGAGGUGAAGGAUCUCUCAGCUGUACACAAACAAUAAAGGAAAACUCCACCAGGAAUGACUUGCACAUCAGUAAUUAUAAUUAACAUGUAAUCUUCAAUGACAUCCAAGAUUUAUUUUAUAAUGAAAUUCUGAGGGGUUUAGUUUCUAAAUUACCCACAAUGCCAUUCCGUUACCUGCUGAUAGUGGCACAGUGAAAGAAAAGCAAUGCAGCGGGGCUUUAAUCCUUUAGUCUGUCCAGCUCUCUCACCUCCUCAUCUGUAAACUCAAACAGAUCAAGCUUCAACCUUCAUGCUAAUACCUCCAUCAAUGCCAUUGCUCUCGUCAUCUAAUAGAUCUCCACUACUUCUCAUACUUUCUCAUUAAUAUGAUGUUGAAUGUCACUGGAAAAUUAAACGUGCGUGAGAAAAAAAAUUCUUUUUAGGAUCUAACAGCGAAAUCUGAGUGGUUGAGAUCUUCUCACAGAAAAAAAAAUAUACAGCACCAACCAAGAAAUUAGCCCCAGAAUCGCUAAACACACACGUCAUUAAUAUUUCAAUAUAAAUAUGUUUGAUUAACAUUGUGCUUCAGGGUGGAGUUUUCCUUUACAGCUUGUGUUUUUAUAUAUCAUUUAGCUCAAAAUUAGCUCAGUGAUCAUAGCAACAUCAGUGGAGAUAUGCUUAAAUACCAAUGUGUGUAUUAUGGAUCAUGUAAAAUAUUCUUUACCCAGUGUUUUAAACAUAUUUAUCUGAAACUUAAAGUCCCACAUAGCACAGGACAGCAAGAAUGCAUGCAGAUAUGCAUUAAAAAAAAAAAAAAACAAACAAACAAAGCGGACAUGCAUUAAAAAAAUU
Molecule: messenger RNA, 4622 nt
Organism: Pangasianodon hypophthalmus (striped catfish)
Lineage: Eukaryota; Metazoa; Chordata; Actinopteri; Siluriformes; Pangasiidae
Gene: znf804a
Product: zinc finger protein 804A
Exons: 4
Coding region: 676-3465 (929 amino acids)
Cellular component (GO): nucleus
Source: RefSeq, a predicted model, not a curated record